UCAGCGCGCGGGGGCCGCACCGGAGGCCUCGACGCUGAGGCGGUCGGAUGGCGGAGUCCGGGCCGCAGCCGCCGGGGGGCGGCCCCAGCCGGCACGAGAAGAGCCUGGGGCUCCUCACCACCAAGUUCGUGUCGCUGCUGCAGGAGGCCAAGGACGGCGUGCUCGACCUCAAGCUGGCAGCAGAUACCCUGGCAGUGCGGCAGAAGAGGCGCAUCUAUGAUAUCACAAACGUCCUGGAGGGCAUCGGGCUGAUUGAGAAGAAGUCCAAGAACAGUAUUCAGUGGAAAGGCGUGGGCCCUGGCUGCAACACCCGUGAGAUCGCCCACAAGCUGAUCGAGCUAAAGGCUGAGAUCGAGGAUCUGGAGCAGCGGGAGCGAGAGCUGGAGCAGCAGAAGAUGUGGGUGCAGCAGAGCAUCCGGAACGUUUCCGACGACGUCCAAAACAACCAGUUAGCCUAUGUGACUGAUGAGGACCUCUGCAAAUGCUUUGCAGGCGACACGCUGCUAGCCAUUCGAGCCCCAUCGGGUACUCAGCUAGAAGUUCCUGUUCCCGAGGGCUUGAACGGGCAAAAGAAGUACCAGAUCCAUCUGAAAAGCACAAGUGGUCCGAUCGACGUCCUGCUCGUCAAUAAGGAUGUCUGGAGCUCCCCUCCGGUCGUACUACCUGUCCCUCCCCCAGAAGACCUUAUCCAGUGCCAGCCAGUCACUCCUUCCAAGCCCCAUUCCCAAGAAGCGUCCCUUCCCAGUGGCACGCACCCUUCCGCGCCCGGGCCCAACAGCACUCAGGACCAGAACCCUGCUGCUCAGAAAACACCCAGCACCACAGACAGCGGCAUCUCGACAGCAGAGUCCAGAAGCAGCAGGGAGCUGGACUCGCUCACCCCUUCGACCGCCCCUGCCAGCCCUCCCGCCGGGCUGGACACGCAACCCCUCCAGUCCUCCGCCUUGCUGGACAGCAGCUCCGUCCUGCCCAGUCCCUCCUCCUCCUUCGAACCGAUCAAACCAGACCCCACAGAAAUACUGGAGCUUCCCAAAGAGCUUUCAGAGAUGUUUGAUCCAACAAGAGAAUGCAUGAAUUCUGAGCUGCUUGAAGAGCUAAUGUCCUCUGAAGUGUUCGCUCCCUUGCUGCGCCUCUCCCCGCCUCCUGGAGACCACGACUACAUCUACAACCUGGACGAGAGCGAAGGGGUGUGCGACCUUUUCGACGUGCCUAUCCUCAACCUCUGACUCUGGGCAGGCCAUCUGGAUGGACUUUGGGAUGCGCCGAUACAUAUAUAUAUUUUUUAUAAAAAACAACAAACUGGGGGAGAAAAGCCCCUCCGUGGUUUGGGGAUUCCUUCUUUUUUGCUAGUGCUUGAGUGACUCACCUGGGCUGCUAUAGUUUGGACACGAGACGGAGAGGAGCGGACUUCCUUCCUUCCAAGGCUUGGCAGCCCCGUUUGGGGGGCUCCUUCCUUUUCCGCAUUGCACAGGCUGAGUCUCUGAUUUUUUUUUUAACCUCCAUUUUAGCUGGCCUCUCCCUGAAUCCCAGGCCUCCAUCCCAGAUGGACUUGCAUUUGAAUCUUCCCGUUUAGCCCAAGAGCUUUCUGAGGUCCAUCCCACCUGCUUUUGGCUUUCCUGCACUCCUGGAGAGACACUUUGUGUUAGGAACCCGGGGGCUGAUCCGCAGCCCAGUGUAUUUGGGAGAGCAAAGGAUCAGUCUCUCUUAUACUUUGUCCUCGUCGCGAACACGACUGUGCUUUGUUUGGCGAUUGUACUUUUGUGUGUGCAGAGGGGUGAGCAAGGUGGGAGGCCGAUGCCACAGGGAUCCCAGCAGCCUCACUUUGCAUCGGUUUUUACCGUAGGACAGGUGCUUAGAAGCGGCCUUUUAGAGUCCAGUCCCUCCUCAUUUCAAGACACAGCCAUCUGUAUUGCUCAGAAGGCCACUGUGAGCGGAGUGGUUCUUCUCCUUUAGCUGCGUAGAUGAACAAAAAGGGGGGGGUUCUCCAGCUUUGCACAGUCACUUUCCUCCGAAGAGACGUAAUUGAGAAACUGAUAGCUCCGAGCUGUGGCAAGGAAAAGCCUCUGGGACCUUUCUGCAAAGAAGCUGGCAAGCUGUGUCCCUGUGGGCCUGGAACUUUACAGCAGAAGCUGGUGGUGGCCUUCUGUAAUUUGCCUGGUCAGCCUGAGGGCAAUAUUUAGGCGCUGGGGGUGGGCUGUACUGGCACAGUGGGACUGAAGACCACAAAACAGCUGUGUUAAAUGUGCUAACCAUGCUCCAGGUUGCACUGGGUUGCCGUGCUAGCACGUCUCUACCUUUCUUAAGCUUCUCCUGUACCUUCUAAUGACAGGUGUUUGGGUUUUUACCCCCUGGUUGAUCAUCCGAAGGGCGAGAAAUCUCCCUUUUGCACUUUUGGAAAUCUCUCCCUCCGGUAGCUGAAUCAUCACUGGCUCUCUGCUCUUAACCUGAAGCGGACACUUAAAACGCUCACGCCCCAGCCCUUACCGCCAAGGAGAGUUGCAGCUGCUAAAGAGCUCCCCCCAAACCUUGCUGUGCGAAAUGCAGCCCAGUUUCAGGUGAAGCACCCUGGCCUGUUAGUACCCUUAGGGCUGCAGACGGGUUCGGAUCUAGACCAUCCUCAGAACCAGGGAGUGCUUGUCUGUUGUAGAGAGGUGCUGGCCCUUCGUGGCGGGGGGAGGAACGUGCACUCCUUUGCAGAGUUGCUCCUGUCUCAAAUGUGUUGCAGCUAAUGCGCUUAGACUGGAGUAACUCUGCAUAGUAUUGCACUGCUAGUCUUACUUGCUGGAAAUGGUGAAAUAGGUGCCUCUGUCUUUCACCGGGUGGUGUUAUUAUUUGCCACCCCCUCCUCCAGAAUAGAAGCUUGUUUCAGUUUCCAGAGGCUUAGAAGCCUGCGAAACAGCUGCUUGGCUUUGUUCUGGGCUUGAGUGUCCCAGAUGUGUUGUGUGUCUGUCUCGCUCCUUCCGCACCCUGUGCCUCUAGAAGGCUAGCUGGCUUGCCCUGUUGGCUUGUUCACAUCGGUUCCUUGACCUUUGUGUGUGUGACGGAGUGCUCUCCUAGCGGUCCCCCCCCCCUUGCUUACCUGUGCUGGCAAUCUCCUGUUAGAUGACGUCUGAAGAUAACUAGAGAGAUGUACAAUGGGGGAAAAUGAAUUUUGAUUCGUAUAUAAAGAUUAUUUUUAUACUUUUUU
This is a messenger RNA of Gekko japonicus, 3187 nucleotides long. It is a transcript of the gene E2F4, whose product is annotated as E2F transcription factor 4. The record is from RefSeq and is a predicted model, not a curated record. NCBI's taxonomy places the organism in Eukaryota, Metazoa, Chordata, Lepidosauria, Squamata, Gekkonidae. Gene Ontology annotation, molecular function: RNA polymerase II cis-regulatory region sequence-specific DNA binding; DNA-binding transcription factor activity, RNA polymerase II-specific; protein dimerization activity. Gene Ontology annotation, biological process: regulation of transcription by RNA polymerase II. The transcript has 10 exons. Gene Ontology annotation, cellular component: RNA polymerase II transcription regulator complex. The coding region runs from base 48 to 1226 and encodes 392 amino acids.